AUGGGUUUACGACUAUGCGAACCGGUUAACACUGACUGUGGGACAUUUGUGCAAUCCAUCAAAACCAAUCUUGAAGCCCUGCAAGCCCGCAUUACCAAAGCAUGCAGCGUCGCUGACCGUGACCCGGAACAGAUCACCCUGAUUGCCGUGUCAAAAACCAAACCCAGCAGCCAGGUCCGUGAAGCGGCAGCACUUGGUUUAAAACAUUUUGGCGAAAACUAUCUGGACGAAGCUGUCACUAAAAUCUCUGAUUGUGCAGACCUCAAGCUGACCUGGCAUUUCAUCGGCCGCAUCCAGAGCAAUAAAACCCGCACCAUCGCCGAACAGUUUGACUGGGUACAUACCCUGGACCGCAGCAAAAUCGCCCGCCGCCUCAAUGAACAAUGCCCGGCAGGCAAACAGCUUAACGUGCUGCUGCAGAUCAAUAUUGACAAAGAUCCUGCCAAAGCCGGUGUCAACGCAGAUGAUGCUGACCAGUUGCUUACAGAGGUCAGCAAGUUACCCGCCUUACGACCUCGGGGACUGAUGACGAUUUUAUCUCAGCAGGCAGACCCUGUGGCCAGUUAUCAAUCCAUGGCACAAUUGUCAGCUCGAUUGGCAGAACAGCUCGGUGACAACCAGAAGCAACACUGGGGCACGUUAUCGAUGGGCAUGAGUGCCGACAUGGACGCUGCCAUUCUUGCAGACACACGUCUGGCUUUUAUCGGCGCGGGCAACAUGGCCAGCGCAAUGAUUCAGGGUCUAUUACGUACCGGUAUCAAGGCCGCGCAGAUCAGCGUUGCGGAUCCUGUUGCCGAUGCGCGCGAGCGCCUUGCAGAGAUGGGCGUGGCGACAUUCAGCGACAAUAAUCAGGCGGUCGCAGGCGCCCAGGCUGUGGUUCUGGCAGUGAAACCUCAGGUCGCACAAGAGGUGGUGCAGUCCAUAUCAGCGCUCCAGCCAGAGCAGCUACUGGUGUCAAUUGCGGCCGGAAUCAAUCUUGCCAGCCUAACUCGAUGGACCUCUGAGCAGCAGGCGAUUGUUCGCUGCAUGCCAAAUACACCGGCCCUGCUGGGUGCAGGUGUCAGCGGUCUGUACGCCAACAGUUGCUGCGAUGCCAGCCAACGCAGCCUGGCCGAAAACCUCUUACGCAGCGCUGGCACAACGCUGUGGGUCAAAAAGGAACCGGACCUGGACGCAGUGACGGCGGUGUCCGGUAGCGGGCCGGCCUACUUCUUUUUACUCAUGGAGGCCAUGAUAGACGCCGGCGUAGAUCUGGGCUUAGAUCGAACCAGCGCAACCGAGCUCACCUUGCAAACUGCCUAUGGCGCCGCAUUAAUGGCGCAACAAGGCAACACAAACCCAGCCCAGCUGCGAAAGAAUGUCACGUCUCCCGGCGGCACCACUGCCGCGGCGCUGGAUGUUAUGUUAACGGCUGGCAUGCCCGAUACAAUCAAGGCCUGCGGUGCUGAUUUUUAUAAUCCGAUCAGUCAGGCUGUGGUCAAAGGCACCGACACAGUCUGUGCACCAUUGCGCAAGAUCAUUAAACCUUUCAAAAACCUGGAUUUUGCUUCUUUCAUUGUUGCCUGGCUGGUCAGUGCCCUUGGUGUUGUCGCCUUCAGUUAUCUGGCUUUUGGCAAUGCACCCAGUGCGCUGACCGUGGUCUGGGCUGGCAUGAUCAAAACACUGCUGGUGCUGCUGCAGUUCUACAAAUGGACAAUCAUCAUUCUGGUGAUAGCCAGCUUUAUCGCGCAGGGUUCCUAUCACCCGGCGCUUGCCCUGCUGAAUCAACUUGUGGAACCGGUCAUGGCCCCGGUACGCCGCAUUCUACCCAGUCUCGGUAAUCAUCAUGCCGCUGGCUAUUAUGACUCAGACCCUAAGCCAGGUUGGUGGGACAGCUGUAUCGGACCAGGCAAACCGAUCGAUACAGAAAAGUUUUUUGUUGUCAGUCUCAACAAUCUUGGUGGCUGUCAUGGCAGCACGGGGCCGUUAACCAUCAAUCCGUCUACACAACGACCUUACGGUCCGGACUUUCCAACCGUGGUGGUACGCGACUGGGUGAACAGUCAGGCGUUGCUGGCCGACCACCUGGGCGUGAGGAAAUUUGCAGCGGUGAUUGGUGGCAGUCUUGGCGGCAUGCAGGCGAUGCAGUGGUCUAUUGAUUUUCCGGAUCGCAUUGCAUCCGCGCUGGUAAUCGCUUCUGCCGCUAAGUUAUCCGCGCAGAAUAUUGCAUUCAACGAAAUCGCUCGACAGGCAAUUGCUGCAGACGCCAGCUAUUUCUCUGGACACUACAGCGAACAUAACAAAACCCCCUCUAAAGGACUGGGUCUUGCGCGCAUGAUUGGUCACGUCACGUAUCUGUCCGAUGACGGCAUGCGGGAGAAAUUUGGUCGUGAACUGAAAUCCGGAGACCCCAGCCAGGGUGGCGAUGUUGAAUUCCAGGUAGAGAGCUAUCUGCGUCAUCAAGGGCAGGCGUUCUCGCAACGCUUUGAUGCAAAUACCUAUAUGCUGAUGACCAAGGCGCUGGACUACUUUGACCCCGCCCGGGAACAAAACGAUGACCUUGUGGCGACACUUUCUAUAGCCAAAGCCAAAUUUCUGGUCAUCUCAUUUACCAGCGACUGGCGUUUUUCUGUUGCCCGCUCCAAAGAAAUUGUCGAUGCGCUGGUUGCGGCCCGCAAAAAUGUCGCCAGCGCCAUCAUCGAAUCCGACCACGGCCACGACUCGUUUCUGCUGCCCAUUCCGCGCGGACACAUGACUUUGCGGGCUGACCUGGCGGUCAUUGCUGACCUGGUAAACCCCAAGGCACGGGUGCUCGAUCUUGGCUGUGGCGAAGGUGAGCUUCUCGCCCAUCUGCAGUCUGACAAGGAAGUCAACGGCUAUGGUCUGGAUGUGGAUGCAGACAACAUCCGGGUUUGCCUGGAGAAAGGUGUCAACGUCAUUGAGCAGGACCUGGACGCAGGGCUAAGCAACUUCGCCGACUCAAGCUUUGACAUGGUGGUCAUGACUGAAACGCUGCAAUCUGUGAAAUCUCCUGAGCAGCUUCUACAGGAAAUGUUGCGUAUCGGUGACGAGUGCAUUGUCACGUUUCCCAACUUCGGGCAUUGGUAUUGUCGUGCGCAACUGCUGUUUCUGGGACGCAUGCCGGUCAUAGAAGGCGAAGCCAUCUAUUAUCUGGCACUCCUGCGUUACGCUGAUGAAGAAUUUCAACGGGUUGUUUUAGCCAGUGGUAAUACCGGCAAGCUGGCAGAAUUUCAAACUCUCCUCGCAGAUACACCACUUGAAAUUACCAACCUGUCGGCUGCAGCACCGGAUUUUGAGAUGCCAGAAGAAACCGGCACAACGUUCAUCGAAAACGCGUUGAUCAAAGCCCGCGCGGCGGCGCAGGCGACGGGUUUCGCUGCGCUGGCAGACGACAGUGGUCUGGUGGUGCCUGCGCUUGGCGGAGCGCCCGGUAUUUUUUCAGCACGUUACGCCGGCAGACACGGCGAUGACGCGGCAAACAAUCAGAAACUGAUCGAAGCACUGAGGGGCGAAGUGCAGCGCGAAGCCUAUUUUUAUUGCGCCAUCACGCUACUGCGACAUGACCAGGAUCCUACGCCAAUCAUCGCCACGGCCGCAUGGCACGGCAAGAUUCUUGACGCACCCAGAGGCGAGCAGGGAUUUGGUUACGACCCGCUCUUCUGGUUAGCCGAUCACAACAAGUCUUCAGCAGAGCUGCCUCGUGACCUGAAAAACCGUUUGAGUCACCGAGGCCAGGCCACUGCCGCCCUGCUGCGGGAGAUCCGGGAUGACUUCAGUGCCUAUACUCACGCGCUGAUUGACGACUGGCAGACACAACAGCGCAACUUCGACAGCGAAGCACCUUUCCACAGCGUAUUUCUCGGCGGUGGUACACCCAGCCUGUUUAAACCCAGCCAGAUGGCACCUAUCCUGGAACAGCUCUCGUUAACUGCAGAUGCUGAAGUCACUAUGGAAACCAAUCCGGGUACGACCGAACAUCAUCUGUUAGGUGAUUACCUGGCAGUGGGUGUCAACAGGCUGUCGAUUGGCGCGCAGUCUUUUGACAAUACCCAACUGCAGAAACUGGGCCGUAUCCACAACAGUAAAGAAACCUAUGGCGCCUAUGAACAGGCGCGUCAGGCAGGUUUUGCGAAUAUCAAUAUCGACCUGAUGUGGGGUCUGCCGGAACAGACCGUUGCAGCAGCCCUUGAGGAUCUUGAUGCUGCCAUUGCACUUCAGCCGGAGCACAUUUCCUGGUAUCAGCUGACCAUCGAGGCAAAAACAGAGUUUGCUGUCCGCACACCCAUACUACCCAGGGACAAUGUGCUUGCAGACAUUGAGGCAUCUGGUCUUAAGCGUUUACAAGCCGCCGGGUAUCAGCGUUACGAAGUGUCUGCGUUUGCGCGCAGCGGGUAUCAGUGCAGGCAUAACCUGAACUACUGGUCUUUUGGCGACUAUGUGGGCAUCGGCGCUGGCGCUCAUGGCAAGAUCAGUCAUGUCAGCAAAGACGGUCUAACCAUUGAGCGCACACAGAAGGCCAGUCAACCCAGGCUCUAUCAGGCGUCACCGGAUGAGACACGUGUUCAUCCGGUGACCCUUGCUGAACGGCCAGUGGAAUUCAUGAUGAACGUACUGCGCCUGGUUGAUGGUGUUGAAACCUCAACUUUCCCCCAGCGCACCGGUCUGGAUUGGACAGUUGUUGAAGACACCUGGCAGCAGCUGGUUUCCCAGGGCCUGGUAAGACACGAUCGGAUUGCCACAACACCUGCAGGGCUGAGGUAUCUGGAUAGCGUCCUGGCAGAAUUCUUAAGCCCGGACUGA
Messenger RNA from Symbiodinium pilosum, 4800 nucleotides. NCBI's taxonomy places the organism in Eukaryota, Dinophyceae, Suessiales, Symbiodiniaceae. The record is from the annotation of a GenBank genome assembly.